This is a messenger RNA of Cladocopium goreaui, 1104 nucleotides long. Lineage: Eukaryota; Dinophyceae; Suessiales; Symbiodiniaceae. The record is from the annotation of a GenBank genome assembly.
AUGAAGAAUCGUGGCCGGAGCCUGGCGUGGCUCCUGUGCAGCUUUCUCGUCGCAUCCGUGAUGAGAAGGCCUGGCCUGACCUUUCUGGUUGCACCAGCUGGGCCGUCACAGCGCCGAGCAUUGCUCUUGGGAGUCAGUGGGGCCAUAUCGGUGCCGACAGAGGUAAGAGCAGAGAGCACCGGUGCGGCCAAACUGAAGGAAUGCGAAUCAGAAGUGAAGCAAAUCUUGGGAGGUUUGUCAUCCAGUGCCCCCAAUGUUUUUGCGAUGACCCCCGCUCAGGUAUCAGAAGUCAAUGAAAGGGGCCCUCCGAAAAUGGGCAGCUUUGCAUCCGCAGAGGGUCCCUGCUCUGCAUCAGCCCUUAGGACGGCUGCUGAGGCUUUGGCCAAAUCACCUCCACCAGGAUUGAAUCGACAGCAGCUCGAAAAGUUGGAGGAUGGACCAAAGCGAAUUGUUGAAGCUCGUGAGGCAAUCGUCGAAGCUAACAAUCAAAAGCAGGGAGCACGCCUGUUUGGCGCGGUCAAGAGGUCGUUGCAUAUCGGAGAUCCAGGCAUAUCACCCAGAGGGCAGAUUGCUAGCCAGCAUUAUUGCGCAGUGCUCGAGCUUGAGAUUGCAACUCCGGCAAAAGUGGAAGAGGCAGUGAACGCCACCUGGGAUGUUUGGAUGCAGCCACGCUUGGCCACAAAGGCAUUGAGCCAGCUAGCGCAAGGGAGAGGCACGUGGCAGGUAGCCGAGCAAGUCUUAUCGGCCAUGCGCAGAGGCGCAGCUGAGACCUCCACCUUCCACUACCAUGCAGCUAUGAAUGCUUGUGCCACCACUGACAUGUGGCAAUGUGCGUUGAAUUUGCUGAAAAACUUACAACACGGACGACCAAAAACUUGGGCAAAGGAAGAGAUCGGCGUGGGCACGGUGUCAGCGGUGUAAGUGGUGCGUUGUCCUCAGUAGCGGCCACUUCCAGCGAUGGUGGUGAUUCCGCCGAUUCUACCUAAGUUGGAGUGGGCACCUGCUUCGUCUGCGCCUGAUGCUGAUGACUCCAGAAACUGGAGCCACUUUUCAAUGAAAGAUGCUGCGGCUGUCUCAGGCAAUAAAAAGAACUAAAAAUGUUUG